Messenger RNA from Spea bombifrons (plains spadefoot toad), 1913 nucleotides. Its product is annotated as protein SSXT-like. Bases 87 to 1217 code for a protein of 376 amino acids. The transcript is spliced from 7 exons. NCBI's taxonomy places the organism in Eukaryota, Metazoa, Chordata, Amphibia, Anura, Pelobatidae. The record is from RefSeq and is a predicted model, not a curated record.
CUCAAAGACAGAAUCACAACGCAUAAGGAACCAGCAAGUGUCGUCGUGUGUCCACCACCAUCAAACUUCUCCAGGGGAAGAAUAAAAUGAUCCCCAGGAAAUUUGCACCAUUUUCUGCAGUGAUAUGUUACUUGUUGGUGAUGGCAGCGGCUGAACCCCAAUGUGAAAAUGUGGAAGAUUUUGGGAGCUGCGCUGGAGACCCAAACAAUUUCUGCCCCCCGGACAUCCAAUGUGUUUGUAGAGAUGCGACCCCGUACUGCAGCUGUCCUUACUACAGGGGUCCAAACGGCAAUUACUGGUAUAUGGGUGAAAAAUGCGACCAGCUCUGGAACACGCUUGACCUGAUCCUUGUCACGGUGCUUCCCGCGGUGUCCCUGGCUUUUGUAGUCGGUGUCGUGGCACAACUCAUUCAUUACUGCAAAACAAAACCCAGCAAGAAAACACGCAGAAUUGUCUCUGGGCGAAACCCAAAGAGUUCUCAGGUUAAUAUCAAUUUAGAGAAGUUGCAGCCAUCGCAGGGGAUUCCGCAGAACGCAGUGUUCCUCGGGAACCUAGGCGAACAAAGAUUUCAGUAUUCUGAUCCAACUCCACCACAGAAUUUUCCACCAAAUACUCCUAUUUAUUUUCAAUCGGCCUCAAACCUGGGAAAUGGAGGGAUCACGCUGCCACAGCAGGGGUACAAUGUGACCAGCCGCCAGGAACGGCCACAGCAGGGGUACAAUGCGACCAGCCGCCAGGAAGCGCCACAGCAGGGGUACAAUGCGACCAGCCGCCAGGAACCGCUACAGCAGGGGUACAAUGCGAUCAACAGCCAGGAACCGCCACAGCAGGAGUACAAUGCGACCAGCCGCCAGCAACCGCCACAGCAGGGGUACAAUGCGACCAGCCGCCAGGAACCGCCCCAGCAGGGGUACAAUGCGAGCAGCCGCCAGGAACCGCCACAGCAGGGGUACAAUGUGACCAGCCGCCGGGAACCGCCCCAGCAGGGGUACAAUGCAACCAGUCGCCAGGAACCACCACAGCAGGGGUACAAUGCAACCAGUCGCCAGGAACCGCCCCAGCAGUUUAACCGCAUUCCGACCCAGCAGAACUACGACAGCCUGGAACUUCCUGACCCGGACUACGGACAGGAGGCUCCUUUUACCAGCUCAACAGACUGGUCAAGCAAACCUUUCACGUUUCGGCGUCCGCAGAUUCGAAAUGACUACAAAUAUUAAAAGGGGCCGCUGCUUCCUGCAUGUUUCUAAGACGCCCCAGUGAUAAAUAUGUAUCUUUCUUCUUGGUUCGGGGGAUGACAUAAUGUUUCCUGCUAUCUCCGAGCAGAGCAAAGGGUAAAGGCCAUUCACUAGAAGCCAGUAAUUUCUUACAAAUGAUAAAGAGGAUGCAGAAUCCGCAACUUAUACGCCUUUUAAUCAGUAAACUGUGAGUGGAGACAUCUCAUCGCGUCAACUUAAUUAUGAGGUCGGCCCUUCCUAAUGAAUAGUUAAUGGAGCAAAAUUAGAUUCUUCACGUUGGAGCAACUCACUAUUUAGUGGAUAAGCCCCUCUGUCUACCAAUCAAACAGCCUGAAUAAUGGACAACCUUGAUAAUAUAUAUACGUGGAGUGGGUCUCGUUUGUAGGCGUUCUAUUGCGAAGCACCAACCAUGAUUUACACAUUAGUCUGUAACAUAUUCUAAAGAAGCCGCAGCCAUCAGAACAAAAGAAAGAAAGGAAAUAAUGCGGUAUUACGGCCGGAGUGACACCCGGGGUCGAGGGGAUCAUUUGAGAGGUGGUGCGGAGAUGAGCCGUCCUCUUUGAGACCGCUACUGAUGUUUUGUAUAUAUAUAUGUAUAUAUAUGAGGCUUAAAUAAGAAAUUGAUAAAAGCAUCAUCACCUUCAGCAAAUUAAUACAACAAACACAAAAACAAUAAAA